Mandrillus leucophaeus (drill) is the source of this 2289-nucleotide messenger RNA. RefSeq names its product platelet-activating factor receptor (gene PTAFR). Gene Ontology annotation, biological process: chemotaxis; G protein-coupled receptor signaling pathway. Lineage: Eukaryota; Metazoa; Chordata; Mammalia; Primates; Cercopithecidae. Gene Ontology annotation, cellular component: membrane. The transcript is spliced from 2 exons. The record is from RefSeq and is a predicted model, not a curated record. Gene Ontology annotation, molecular function: platelet activating factor receptor activity; G protein-coupled purinergic nucleotide receptor activity. Bases 628 to 1656 code for a protein of 342 amino acids.
UGCUCGCCGCCUGUGUCUCCUCAUCUCAUCUUUUGUCUUCGAUCUUCCCUUGUCUUUGUGCCUGAGUCUCCUUGUUCCUCUCAUCUCUCCUGGCGUUUACAUCUGUCUUUUUCCCUGAGCCUCGCUCCCUCCAUCCAUUCCUCCGCCCUCUCAUUUUUUUCCCUGACUCCCUCCCCGCUCCUCCCUUUCUCCUUUGAUUUUCCUGGUCCCUCAUCUCUCCUCUCUCCUCUUCCUCACUCUCAUGCUCCCUUUCUCGCUCUCUUGAGUGCAUGCACUUGCUUUCUCUCUCUUGCUUUUCCUCUUUCUCACCUCAGCUCCCUGGCCUUGGGCGCUGCCUACAGUCGGCGUCCCUCGCUCUUUACGAGAAGCCUCUGUGCAGUGCCCAGGUCCUGGCGGCCCAGCUUGGAAGUUCCUGUGGCACCCCUUGAGAGGCCCUAGGGCCAUAGCAUUUCCUCCCAGGGGUGACUUGGUAGUGAUACGCUGUUUCCUCACUUCUGCAAUUGCCAGACAGCACAGAGGCUGAAGCUGGGGCCAGGAUCCAGACAGAGACACACAGUUCCCGCAGCUGAAGCCGCUGCCCCUGCUACAGGAACCACCAGGACCAGCUGAUCAUUCUAGCCCACAGCAAUGGAGGCACAUGACUCCUCCCACGUGGACUCUGAGUUCCGAUACACCCUCUUCCCGAUCGUUUACAGCAUCAUCUUUGUGCUUGGGGUCAUUGCUAAUGGCUACGUGCUGUGGGUCUUUGCCCGCCUGUACCCUUCCAAGAAAUUCAAUGAGAUAAAGAUCUUCAUGGUGAACCUCACCAUGGCGGACAUGCUCUUCUUGAUCACCCUGCCACUGUGGAUUGUGUACUACCAAAACGGGGGCAACUGGAUACUCCCCAAAUUCCUGUGCAACCUGGCUGGCUGCCUCUUCUUCAUCAACACCUACUGCUCUGUGGCCUUCCUAGGUGUCAUCACUUAUAACCGCUUCCAGGCAGUAACUCGCCCCAUCAAGACUGCUCAGGCCAAUACCCGCAAGCGUGGCAUCUCUUUGUCUCUGGUCAUCUGGGUGGCCAUUGUGGGUGCUGCAUCCUACUUCCUCAUCCUGGACUCCACCAACACAGUGCCCAACAGUGCUGGCUCAGGAAACAUCACCCGCUGCUUUGAGCAUUACGAGAAGGGCAGCGUGCCAGUCCUCAUCAUCCACAUCUUCAUUGUGUUCAGCUUCUUCCUGGUCUUCCUCAUCAUCCUCUUCUGCAACCUGGUCAUCAUCCGUACCUUGCUCAUGCAGCCAGUGCAGCAGCAGCGCAACGCUGAAGUCAAGCGCCGGGCGCUGUGGAUGGUGUGCACGGUCUUGGCAGUGUUCAUCAUCUGCUUCGUGCCACACCACAUGGUGCAGCUGCCCUGGACCCUUGCUGAGCUGGGCUUCCAGAACAGCAAAUUCCACCAGGCUAUUAACGAUGCACAUCAGGUCACCCUCUGCCUCCUUAGCACCAACUGUGUCUUAGACCCUGUUAUCUACUGUUUCCUCACCAAGAAGUUCCGCAAGCACCUCACUGAAAAGUUCUACAGCAUGCGCAGUAGCCGGAAAUGCUCCCGGGCCACCACGGAUACGGUCACUGAAGUGGUUGUGCCAUUCAACCAGAUCCCUGUCAAUUCCCUCAAAAAUUAGUCCCUGCUUGUUGGUGCCAGGCCUGAAGUCUUCUCCUCCAUGGACAUCAUGGACUGAGCUGGGGGAAGAAGGGAUAUCUGCUGUGGUCUGGGCACCACCUCCGUGGGCACUGGUGGGCCAUUAGAUUUGGAGGCUACCUCACCUGGGCAGGGAUGAUGGCAGAGCCAGGCUGUUGGAAAAUCCAGAACUCAAAUGAGUCCCUUCAUCUGCCUGUGGGUGCAUGCUACAGUAACUGUGACUGAUGACCUCAUCCUGAGUCCCUUAAUCUUAUAGGGCUGGAAGGAAUGUCAGGGCCAGGUGCAGACCUUGGGGGAAGACUUUAAACCACCUAGUUCUCCCCGAUGGGGUGUCGGUCUAAAGCUUUGGGGGGCCAGGCACAGUGGCUCACACCUAUAAUCCCAGCACUUUGGGAGGCCGAGGUGGGCAGAUCAUGAGGUCGAGAGAUUGAGACCAUCCUGGCCAGCAUUGUAAAACCCCGUCUCUACUAAAAAAUACAAAAAUUAGCUGGGCUUGGUGGCUCAGGAGGCUGAGGCAGGAGAAUCGCUUGAACCUGGGAGGCAGAGGUUGCAGUGAGCCUAGAUUUCACCAUUGCACUCUAGCCUGGCAACAGAGCGAGAUUCCGUCUCAAAAAAA